UUUUAAUUUAAUCAAAAAUGGUAGAAAAACGGCUCAUUUUUAAAUCCGACCGGAAGUCGCCAGUUUGAGUCUCUUAUUGUUGUGAGUUCCGUUAAGCUAAGCUAACAGCUAACCCGCGCAGAGACUCGUUGAGCCGGAGAGAUGAGCAGACACGGCCGCAGCGGGGGAGGAGAGAUGAAGGUGUACGUGGGGAACCUGGGCUCGGGGGCCGGCAAGAGUGAGCUGGAGCGAGCCUUCGGGUUCUACGGGCCCCUCAGGACUGUCUGGAUCGCCAGGAACCCUCCGGGCUUUGCCUUCGUCGAGUUCGAAGACCCGAGAGACGCCGAUGACGCCGUCCGAGAGCUAGACGGAAAGCAGCUGUGUGGCAGUCGGGUGAGGGUGGAGCUCUCGUCAGGAAGUCCCCGGCGCUCGCGGUAUGACCGCUCCUCCAGCCGGCGGCCAUUCGACCCGAGCGAUAAGUGCUACGAGUGCGGAGAGAAAGGUCACUACGCCUAUGACUGCCGGCGCCGCGGCCGCCGCAGUGGGAGGAGCAGGUCCAGGUCUCGCUCUAGGUCUCGAGGGAGGCGUCACUCCCGCAGCAGGAGCAGAGGGAGGAGGUCCGUCUCCCCACGAGGCUCUCGCUCCGUCUCCCCAAGAAGGUCCAGAUCGAACACAGCGCCACAGAGAGCCAGACCCAGGUCAAGGUCCAGGUCCAGAUCCAGGUCAUUGUCCAGGUCCAGAGCUAGACCCAGGUCCAGGUCUAGGUCAAAGUCCAGGUCCAGGUCCAAGUCAGGGUCCAGACCAAGAGCCAGACCCAGGUCCACGUCCAGAGGCCCGAGCAGGUCCGGAUCCAUGGGCCGCUCUGGAUCUCCAGCCAGGAGUCCUUCGAGCGCGGGGAGUCGCGGCCGGGACGACUGACGAUGACCUCGUGUUUCUGUGAAUGCUUUUAUUUUGAAAUAUUCAGUUGAUGUUGGGUAGUAGGAGUUUUUGUAUGAACACACUGUUCUCUCUUGUAUUUGAUCAUGUUUGCAGCUCAGUUUACUUCCUGUUAACAAACAAUAAAGAUUUAUACAACAUGA
This is a messenger RNA of Eleginops maclovinus (Patagonian blennie), 1058 nucleotides long. Its product is annotated as serine/arginine-rich splicing factor 7-like. The transcript has 8 exons. Gene Ontology annotation, molecular function: zinc ion binding; RNA binding. The record is from RefSeq and is a predicted model, not a curated record. Bases 142 to 897 code for a protein of 251 amino acids. Lineage: Eukaryota; Metazoa; Chordata; Actinopteri; Perciformes; Eleginopidae.